AUGGUUAGUGAGCUGUUGAAUGAUAGUAGGGACGGCUGGUAUGAGAAUAGGGUCAAGGAGCUUUAUGGCGACUACUUAGGGGACCAAAUUUGUAAAAUUUCCGUUAUUCAUAAUGGACCGAAUGACAAACUUAUUUGGUUCUCUAACUCUAAUGGCUCUUUUACGACUAAAUCUGGCUAUUCGUGGUUGACCCUCAAGCACAUCGGGUAUGGUCCUCAUCAGGUGUUCUGGCGGCUUACGUGGAAGCUUCAAACGCUCCCAAAGAUCAGGAUUUUCUGCUCGCGCCUGGGUCACGAGAUCUUCCCUACGAACGAAAAGAUAGCUAGUAUUCAGAGUGGUUUUGAUAGUUCUUGCCCGAGGUGUGGUUUGGAGAAGGAGACUUUGAUUCAUGCCUUAAAAAAAUUCCCGAUGGCUCGGGCGGUGUUAGUGCACAGAGGUCUUAACAAUAACCUGUUUGAGGGUGAUUAUAAUCGGUGUUGCGAUGGGAUUGAAGGAACAGUACAACUGCUAAAUAAGAAGGCUCUGUCAUAUUUUAUUACCGUUCUGUGGAAUAUUUGGAAUGGUAGGAAUAACCGUAUUUUUCGUGGUGUGGAAGAGGAGGCCAAGACGACUUGGGAGAGACCUGCUUCGUUGAGCCACGAUUUCCGUAUCUUUAACCUGCUGGAAAAUCCUAUGUUGCCGCGAAAGUUAGAGGAUAAAGCCUGA
Gossypium arboreum is the source of this 705-nucleotide messenger RNA. RefSeq lists its product as uncharacterized. Bases 1 to 705 code for a protein of 234 amino acids. The transcript has a single exon. Lineage: Eukaryota; Viridiplantae; Streptophyta; Magnoliopsida; Malvales; Malvaceae. The record is from RefSeq and is a predicted model, not a curated record.